GGAUUUACGGCGCGGACUGCAGCGUCCGGAGCGGCUCCCGCAGGGAUGGAGGGAUGUGUGUACAGCUGGGAGCAGCAGGAGCAUGGCACAGCCCCACAGGGAUAGAUGUGAAGGUAGCGCCCUGUGAGGACACAGCAGGACCCGCCCAGACCCUGGAGGAGUGUGGGGUCUCACUUGGAAGAGGAGAGCUCCCCUUCCUGCCCUGCUGGCCAGGUCUGCCUGCUGCCUGGUUACCUACCACAUUUCCAGGGAUCUGUACCAGGAUCUGGGGCUCAAAGCCUGGAGGUGCAUUAGUGCAGUGGGAUUGCUGGAGAGCCUGACAACGAUGGGGGACCCACCACACACGAAGGACAUCCAUCCCGGAGGCUCUGCUUGCCUGUAAGCCCUGGCUGCUGCUGGCAGAGGGUGCCUAAGGCUGAGCUGCUUGGCCAGCCAAGGCUGGCAGCAGAGCCGUGGUGCUUGCAGGGCACAGCCAGAGAAGGGUGAAGAGCUGGGAGAGGGUCUGCAGGGGCAGCCCAGAGCCCCAGGAGAGUGGGAGCUGAGCCGCUGCUCCUCCAGGGAUCUCUUCCUGGGGCUGGCGGACAGAGCAGCCCUUGGUCCCCAGGCUCGCUGUGGAUGUCCCCCCUUGUCCCACUGGCAGGACCGCUCCCCUAGUGCCAGCGUGGAGGGAGGGCUGCUCAUCUCAUCAUGGUGCUGCCACCGCCUGACAAGCGCCAUGUCUGUUUGACCACCAUCGUCAUCAUGACCAGCAUGGCCUUCAUGGACGCGUACCUGGUGGAGCAGAACCAGGGGCCCCGCAAGAUUGGUGUCUGCAUCAUAGUGCUGGUGGGGGACAUCUGCUUCCUCAUUGUGCUGCGCUAUGUGGCAGUGUGGGUGGGGGCAGAGGUGAAGACAGCCAAGAGGGGCUACGCCAUGAUACUGUGGUUCCUCUACAUCUUCGUGCUAGAGAUCAAGCUGUAUUUCAUCUUUCAGAAUUAUAAAGCAGACAAGAAGAACCUGGAGACAGUGGCCAGGAAAGCCCUGACCCUACUCCUCUCCAUCUGUGUACCCGGGCUCUACCUAGUGCUGGUGGCCUUGGACAGCAUGGAGUACAUACGGACCUUUCGGAAGAAAGAGGACUUGCGGGGACGCCUCUUCUGGGUGGCCCUUGACCUGCUGGAUAUCUUGGACAUCCAGGCCAACCUGUGGGAGCCACACAGGACUGGCCUGCCCAUCUGGGCAGAGGGGCUCAUGUUCUUCUACUGCUACAUACUCCUCCUGAUCCUGCCUUGCGUGUCCCUCAGUGAGAUCAGCAUGCAAGGGGAGCACAUUGCCCCGCAAAAAAUGAUGCUCUAUCCCGUCCUCAGCCUGGUCACCAUUAACAUCGUCACCAUCUUCAUCCGGGCUAUCAACAUGGUCUUGUUCCAGGACAGCAGGGUCUCCACCAUCUUUAUUGGCAAGAACAUCAUCGCGAUUGCCACCAAGGCAUGCACCUUCCUUGAGUACAAGCGCCAGGUGAAGGAGUUCCCCUGGAAGCUCCAGCAGAACUCCCUCUCCCACAACCAGAGCACCCACAGCACACAGGGCAUCCCUCACGAGCCAUCACCCACGAGGGAGAUCCUUGACACAUGGGGGGUCACCCCCAGCCAAGCAUUGGUUCAGAUAGCCCUGUGCCAAGCAGAGGAGGGAUGCUGCUUUCUUGCUGCAUGGGGCGAGCAAGACGGACAAAUCCCACCAGCGAGGGCUUUUCUAGACACAAAACACCAACCAUGUUGUAAUUGAGCUAUGGAGUGUCCCCUAGACGUCUUCAUCUCAGGUAUAACCCUAGGAGUCCUCCAGACAAACCAAAUGAACUUGCAAAGGACCUGAACCAGCUAACCCUUUCUGUCCGUCGUUCCCGCCACCAUCUCCCCUCCUGAGCAAAGACCACUAAGGCUGCAAAGUCCCUUUUUAGUCCUCGAGCACCUCACCUUUACUCCAAGCCUGGAACGAAGAUUUUGUUACUGAAGACCUUUUUAUGGAGUGGGGACAGGGGCAUAGGUAUAUGGGUUGGGGGGGAAGGUGGGACUUUUGAACCAGUAAACCCUGUGAUUGUAGAUGUCUCUUAUCUCCAAUGGUUGUGUUUACAGUUUCCUAUUUAUAAUGGCUCCCGGGGGCUCCUUGGCUGCCCCAGGGGCCAGGGUCCUUGUGGGUCGGUGGUGGGCAAGAGCAGCAAGCCCUUUGGCAGGGAGCGGGGCUGGGAACCGGCAUGGGUCCCUCACCACAGGACAAGGGGGACUGCGCCUCAAGCGGUGCACCACACCAACUCUGCUGGGAGCAAUAUUUGACAAGCUGAAGCUGAAUAAUGCUGGUGUUUUAUGGAUUUCAUUCACUCCAAACAACUCAGCACAAUAUUUCUAUUUUUGGAAGGGUCCCUCCCUGCCGUUGCAAGCCUCCCCACCUGCAGCAGCCGGCGCCACUGCCCUGGCCCCACCGGCACUGCUGCAGGCGGGCACCCAGGAGGGCUUUGUAGUAAGGCUGGCAAUGAUGCAUUUCACUCUGGCAUCAAGCAUUUUUAAAGAGGGCUGCUUUCCACAGCUACUAUAUUUUUAAAAUAAAAUAUUUCCAAAAAAAAAGAAAAGAAAACAAACCUCAAAGAAGAGCCGGGAAGGAUGUGCUGCCCAGGGCUUGUGGCUGGGCUUGGGGACGGGCAUGGGUCUCCUCCUCCAGUGUGUGUGGCUCGGCUGGCUGCAGGCAGCGGGGUGGGAGGUGAGGGCCAGCCAGACAAUAAAAGCCCCGUGAGAGCAAUGGCUUCUGAUGGUCUCUUUUCUGCCAGUGUGGGGAGGGAGGGGGUGGCUCGGAGGGCAGCUCCCAUAAAACUCAAAUCACUUGUCUCCUCCUUUAUCCACCUCCCCUAGACCCCAAGUACCAAUCCAAGCAGUGCUGUGCCCUGCACUCAUCAAGCGGUGGGUUCAGCAAGCAAAUAAAUGGUUUUUCCAGCUGAAAUGCUGCCCCGGGGGUUGGGCACCUCUCAGCUGCUUGCACCUGGGGGGAGGCGCAAGGAGGCAAGCAGAAAAGCUGCAUCUCAAACGUGCUGAAACGGGAUAUUUUUGCUUUUUUGAAACCAAACAUUUAAUUUUGAGGAGUCAGAAUAAAAUGCCUGAUGCUGUUUA
Molecule: messenger RNA, 3131 nt
Organism: Strigops habroptila (Kakapo)
Lineage: Eukaryota; Metazoa; Chordata; Aves; Psittaciformes; Psittacidae
Gene: TMEM121
Product: transmembrane protein 121
Source: RefSeq, a predicted model, not a curated record